Molecule: messenger RNA, 2551 nt
Organism: Lepus europaeus (European hare)
Lineage: Eukaryota; Metazoa; Chordata; Mammalia; Lagomorpha; Leporidae
Gene: ABCF2
Product: ATP binding cassette subfamily F member 2
Exons: 15
Coding region: 133-2010 (625 amino acids)
Molecular function (GO): ATP binding; ATP hydrolysis activity
Source: RefSeq, a predicted model, not a curated record
CCGAGGCCGUGAUUGGCUCGUGAGCCGGCCGCAUGCGGAGGAGCUCAAGGAGCAGCUCUGUUGCGACAGAGGCCGAGCGGCGAGGCCCAGCUCCCCGAAAGAACAGGACCCCACCCCUGUGGCUCCAUCACCAUGCCCUCUGACCUGGCCAAGAAGAAAGCAGCUAAAAAGAAGGAGGCUGCCAAGGCUCGGCAGCGGCCCAAAAAGGGGCACGAGGAGAACGGAGAUGCUGUCACAGAGCCACAGGUGGCCGAGGAGAAAAACGAGGAGGCCAAUGGCAGAGAGGCCACAGAGGUGGAUUUGCUGACCAAGGAGCUGGAAGACUUUGAGCUGAAGAAAGCAGCUGCCCGAGCUGUGACUGGUGUCCUGGCCUCUCACCCCAACAGUACUGACGUCCACAUCAUCAACCUCUCACUCACCUUCCAUGGGCAAGAGCUGCUCAGUGACACCAAGCUGGAGUUAAACUCGGGCCGCCGCUACGGCCUCAUUGGGUUAAAUGGAAUCGGGAAGUCCAUGUUGCUGUCUGCUGUCGGGAAGCGGGAAGUGCCCAUCCCUGAGCACAUCGACAUCUACCACCUGACUCGGGAGAUGCCGCCUAGUGACAAGACGCCUCUGCAGUGCGUGAUGGAGGUGGACACGGAGCGGGCCAUGCUGGAGAGGGAGGCCGAGCGGCUGGCUCACGAGGACGCGGAGUGUGAGAAGCUCAUGGAGCUGUACGAGCGCCUGGAGGAGCUGGACGCCGACAAGGCGGAGAUGAGGGCCUCGCGGAUCCUGCACGGCCUGGGCUUCACCCCCGCCAUGCAGCGCAAGAAGCUGAAAGACUUCAGUGGCGGCUGGAGGAUGAGGGUUGCCCUCGCCAGAGCUCUCUUUAUCCGGCCCUUCAUGCUGCUUCUGGAUGAGCCCACCAACCACUUGGACCUGGAUGCUUGUGUGUGGUUGGAAGAGGAACUGAAAACUUUUAAGCGCAUCCUGGUUCUCGUCUCCCAUUCCCAGGACUUUCUGAAUGGUGUCUGCACCAACAUCAUUCACAUGCACAACAAGAAGCUGAAGUAUUACACGGGUAACUACGAUCAGUACGUAAAGACACGGCUGGAGCUGGAGGAGAACCAGAUGAAGAGGUUCCACUGGGAGCAAGAUCAGAUCGCGCACAUGAAGAACUACAUCGCUAGGUUUGGUCAUGGCAGUGCGAAGCUGGCCCGGCAGGCCCAGAGCAAGGAGAAGACGCUACAGAAGAUGAUGGCGUCGGGACUCACGGAGAGGGUCGUGAGCGACAAGACACUGUCAUUUUACUUCCCACCGUGUGGCAAGAUCCCACCGCCUGUCAUCAUGGUGCAAAACGUGAGCUUCAAGUACACGAAAGAUGGGCCUUGCAUCUACAAUAAUCUAGAAUUUGGUAUCGACCUCGACACACGAGUGGCUCUGGUAGGGCCCAAUGGAGCAGGAAAGUCAACUCUUUUGAAGCUGCUGACUGGAGAGCUACUACCUACAGACGGAAUGAUCCGGAAACAUUCUCAUGUCAAGAUAGGGCGUUACCAUCAGCAUUUACAAGAGCAGCUGGACCUGGAUCUCUCGCCUCUGGAGUACAUGAUGAAGUGCUACCCAGAGAUCAAGGAGAAGGAAGAGAUGAGGAAGAUCAUCGGGCGGUACGGGCUCACUGGGAAGCAGCAGGUGAGCCCGAUCCGGAACUUGUCAGACGGGCAGAAGUGCAGAGUGUGUCUGGCCUGGCUGGCCUGGCAGAACCCCCACAUGCUCUUCCUGGACGAGCCCACCAAUCACCUGGAUAUCGAGACCAUCGAUGCGCUGGCAGACGCCAUCAAUGAGUUUGAGGGUGGGAUGAUGCUGGUCAGCCAUGACUUCAGACUCAUUCAGCAGGUUGCACAGGAAAUUUGGGUCUGUGAGAAGCAGACAAUCACCAAGUGGCCUGGAGACAUCCUGGCCUACAAGGAGCACCUCAAGUCCAAGCUGGUAGAUGAGGAGCCCCAGCUCACCAAGAGGACCCACAACGUGUGAGCCCUCGGCCAGGCGUGGGUCAGGAGCUCCAUCCGGGGACUAACAGCUGCUACCCUGACCAGCUACUCAGGACAGGACCCUGGGGCUACACUCCUGCAUUGCUGCAAUACCGCUGCCCAGCCUCUCCCCGUCCCUCGGCCUGCCUUAGCUGCUCUGUUAUCUUAUCUACAGCUGGACAGUAGCUGUCCGUUUCCUCUCCUCCUUCCAGUUACAUUCGGCUGCGUCUGGACUUGGCUGGCUGUUCCCUCCAGCCCCUUGCUGGUUACUUACCCCGAGAGUGAUGCAGCCACAGGCACCUGAGGGUUCGCCUAGGGGCCCAAGCCCUGGGUUUGGUCUGCGAAGGAGCUUAAGGUCCUUGUUUUCUGGGUUUUGGUGAUGUUGGAGGAAUACCCCCCAGCCCACCGCUACCAUUCCUUUUUGCUUCGGGUUUGGAGCUCUGGGCCACAGGGUCUUAGUCCUGGUCGGUUUUUAAAUAUUUAAAGGUGUAACUUUUAGACCUGUGUGACAUCUACAACGUGUCCAAUAAAGAAAGAGGAAGCCU